Molecule: messenger RNA, 2003 nt
Organism: Dictyostelium purpureum
Lineage: Eukaryota; Evosea; Eumycetozoa; Dictyosteliales; Dictyosteliaceae
Exons: 3
Coding region: 1-1986 (661 amino acids)
Biological process (GO): regulation of transcription by RNA polymerase II
Cellular component (GO): mediator complex
Molecular function (GO): transcription coregulator activity
Source: RefSeq, a predicted model, not a curated record
AUGGAAAAACAAUUAACAUUACAGACUUUAUUAGAUAAUAUAAAUAAUUCAUACAACACAUUAUUUGAAAGUAUAGGUAGUAAUAAUAUAAAUAAUAGUAACAGUGCUACUAAUAAUAGUAAUAGUAAUAGUAAUAGUAAUGACCAAGAUGAAGAAUUAUUUAAAUUGAAUAAAUUCCAUUUAUAUGGUAGUCUUAAUAUUGAUGAAGUUUAUAACUCAAUUGAUCAACAACUACAAACCAUAAAGUUUACAUGUCAACAAUACCGUAGUUGGGACCAAGAAAGAGAAACAUCUAAAUUUUUAAACACACAAAAACUAUAUCACCAAGCACAGCAACGUGUCAAUUUAAUUUCGAAAACACUAUUUGACUGCUCACUAAAUGGGAAAGUUUAUUUAAAUCAACAACUACAACAAAAUACAAAUAAUGAACAACAACAACAACAACAACAAUCAAAUAAUAAUAGUAACUUGGUUGAAAUCAAAAGAAAACUUGGAUUAUUAAUUGGUAAAUUACAAGAAAUGACAAAUGAACUUAACCAAAAAUACUCGACUUUUUGUGUGUUAGAGGAUUUGCUAAGUUUAUUAAAAGAAAAUGACUCGUCAGAAUUUAACCCAGAAUCAGUUUAUAGUUGCAAUAUUUCAUCAUCAACAUUUUUAUUAGAUAUAUUUAUUUAUGGAAAUGCUGAAAUUAAAGAGGUUAAAUUGGUUCAUAUUUCAUUAUUAAGUGGGGAAGAUAUACCUGCAGAACAAGAAUUUAACGAUCAAUUAACCAAAUCAUUAUCAACAGAUAUGAAAGAUUUUAUUGAACGUGUUAAAAGAAUUUGUGAAUUAGAUUUACUAUUCAGAAAAUAUAAAACUUUUGAUUUACAAAAAGCAUUUUCAAUUUUUCAAAAUGAUUUCUUAACAAUCUCAAAUCUUUCAAAGGAAAAAUAUUUAAAUAAAGAGCUCAAUUUAAUUGACAAAGAUAAAUUAUUAAAGAAUGGAUUUGGUGAAAUUGAACUAGACAACUGUGGUGUAUUAAUUAAAUAUUUCAAUCCAUAUAUCGAUCAACUAUCAAAACAAAACCAAGUUUACUCAUUAAUGAUAGAAAUGGAAAGUGGAGCAGCCAUAUCAUCAGCCCCCAAUGAUAAAUCUGAAUAUUCAAAACUAUCAUUAAAAUCACAACUAUCUCAAGGUUUAACUGCAGAGUCAUUCAAUGAACUUUUAAAUUGCUUUGAUUCAAACCAAUCAGAACCAUCAGAAACCAUUGUAUCCCCAGUUAGAUUAGUUUGUAAAUUAAGUCAACCCCUAUUAAUAACUGUAGAUCACCUAUUAAAAAUUUUAAACUUAACCAAACUUUCAAACAAUGACCAACAACAGCUAAUAAAUUUAAUAAAUAGUUAUAAUAGCAGCAGCAAUGGUAAUCAAGAUAUUGACAUUCAAGAUAAUAGUAAUAAUAAUGAAUAUUCGAUCCAAACCCAACUUAGCAAUACAAAUAAUUUAGAAUCUAAACAUUUUGAUAUAGAGUUAUUUAGUAAAACACAAAGAUAUUAUUAUACAGGUAAUCAUAAUUUAGGUUUAAAGAUUAAUAGAAUCCCAAUAACCCACCCAAUUCAAAUUUUCCCAAUAAUCCAAUUACUCAGACAACAACACACUUUUAAUAUUUUACUUAAAAGCUGUUUUAUUCAACCAAAUAACCAUGGUACUACUAUCAAAAACAAAUAUAAUAAUCAAAACAAUGACAAUAGUGAUAAUAUACCUAUUUUUGAAAUUACCUCAAAUCCACCAAAUUCAAUUAAUAUUAUAUUUUUAAAUCCCACAGAAAUGAAUUUUAACUCAAUUAAUAUAAUAAUUAAAAACAAUGGUGAUAUCGAAUCUCAAUAUUUUGAUAACACCUCAAACUCAACACCUAAUUUAUUAAAAUCUAAUUUAUUCACUAAACUAUUAACAAAAUCAACCUCAAUUUCAAUUUCAUUAUCUAUAUUUUUAACUUAUAAAAAUAAUUAAAUUAAAAUAUUAAUACC